Messenger RNA from Theileria parva strain Muguga, 892 nucleotides. RefSeq lists its product as uncharacterized. The record is from RefSeq and is a predicted model, not a curated record. The coding region runs from base 299 to 865 and encodes 188 amino acids. NCBI's taxonomy places the organism in Eukaryota, Apicomplexa, Aconoidasida, Piroplasmida, Theileriidae. The transcript is spliced from 7 exons.
GGCGAUCUCAGAUCUACACAUCAGUUCACAUGGAAGUUUUCAGACAAAGUAAAUGUCAUAAAUUUCUUGUUUUAAAAAUUUUAUUGUAACAAUAUUGAUUUGAGGAAGAUUUACAGGAUAUAACAACUAAUUUUUAUGAUGGUCGAGCGUCACAUUGUAUCUCCUGAAUAUUGAGAUCUUUUGCCUCUUUUUUAGUAUUUCAACUCGAUUUUAAUUUAAUUUUAUUUUUGUGAGUUCCUGAGCCUUGAUUUUGGAGCCUUUUCAAACAUUGAUUCAUGGCCAAUUGACAGAAUUAUCAAUGACAAACUGCACGAGUACUCUCAUUUCAAAACUCACUGAAACCAUCGAUUAUAUCCUUGGAACCUGCAUGCCAAAGUUACACUUGGAAGAUGAAGAGAGCUUUGAAGCCUCGCGUGGUCCCAAGGAUGAUAAUUACAGAAAAGAAGAGCUUAAGCAAUUGGUUGUCAUGUUUGCAUCCAGAGCACAGAACUACAUUGACUGUGUGAGACUUUCGUUAGAGGAUUCCAAAAGAUAUCAGUCUUUUUAUAGACUAGAUAAUAUGCUUGAAAAAUUUAUUAUAAAGACCAACGAAGUUGUCGAAGAAAUUCCCAUACACAAUAUCAAAUCCGUUUUAAAUUUUGAUCAAAUUCAGUCUCCAGAAUAUCAUGAAUUGACAAAAAGUAAAUUGAUAAGCGAAUUGAGUUUAAACGAGAAGAAUCGCCUAGUGUUGCUUGAGUACCUUGACUCUAGUGGAAAAGAUGGUAAAUUAACCAUAUUAGUUGAAGAAGUGGGAAAUAGCGACCCCUUCAUCACAGUUGUGAGAAUACUUAAAAUGUAUGCAAAUGACAAGAAGAAUAAUAAUUAACGAAAUAAUAUUUUAUAGUUAAUACAA